Messenger RNA from Ctenocephalides felis (cat flea), 780 nucleotides. Its product is annotated as partner of bursicon-like. The record is from RefSeq and is a predicted model, not a curated record. Gene Ontology annotation, cellular component: bursicon neuropeptide hormone complex; extracellular region. The transcript is spliced from 6 exons. Gene Ontology annotation, biological process: G protein-coupled receptor signaling pathway. The coding region runs from base 1 to 780 and encodes 259 amino acids. NCBI's taxonomy places the organism in Eukaryota, Metazoa, Arthropoda, Insecta, Siphonaptera, Pulicidae. Gene Ontology annotation, molecular function: G protein-coupled receptor binding; neuropeptide hormone activity.
AUGAAAAAAAUCGUCUUAAUUUAUUUCUUCAUUUACGCUUAUAAUUUCAACGUAAUCGAUUGUUUAGAACUAGAAGGAAACUGUGAAACUUUGGAAUCAGAGAUUCAUCUAAUAAAAGAGGAAUACGACGAGCUGGGACAACUGCAACGCACCUGCAACGCUGAAGUCCUGGUCAACAAAUGUGAAGGCGCCUGCAGCAGCCAAGUUCAGCCAUCGGUCAUCACUCCAACGGGAUUCUUAAAGGAAUGUUACUGCUGCAGAGAGUCCCUAAUGAGAGAACGAACCAUAACCCUUUCCCAUUGCUACGAUCCUGAUGGUAUCAGGCUAACAGACAACGGCCUGGACACGAUGGAAAUGCGUAUCAAAGAACCAGUGAAUUGCAAAUGCUUCAAAUGCGGAGUAGAUGAUUGCUCCGUUACACCCGUAAUUCACGUUUUACAAUAUCCUGGCUGUGUGCCUAAACCAAUACCGUCUUUUGCAUGCAUCGGUAGAUGUGCCAGCUAUGUACAGGUAUCAGGAAGCAAAAUUUGGCAAAUGGAAAGAUCUUGUAUGUGUUGUCAAGAAUCAGGAGAACGAGAGGCUUCUGUUUCUCUAUUUUGUCCAAAAGCUAAACCGGGAGAACGCAAAUUCAGAAAGGUUAUUACAAAGGCUCCAUUAGAUUGCAUGUGCAGGCCAUGUACAAGUAUCGAAGAAAGUGCAAUUAUACCGCAGGAAAUAGCAGGCUAUGCUGAUGAAGGCCCUUUAAAUAACCACUUUAGAAAAUCACAUCACAUUCAAUAA